This is a messenger RNA of Acipenser ruthenus (sterlet), 493 nucleotides long. Its product is annotated as snaclec bitiscetin subunit alpha-like. Bases 5 to 493 code for a protein of 162 amino acids. The transcript is spliced from 3 exons. Lineage: Eukaryota; Metazoa; Chordata; Actinopteri; Acipenseriformes; Acipenseridae. The record is from RefSeq and is a predicted model, not a curated record.
CCUUAUGAAGGUGAUUAAUAGAAAGUCUUCUCUUUCUAAUGCAGAGUCUGCUGUGAUGGGGGAGAGAGGGCUGCUCAUCCUUCUGCUUGCAGGGUUUUGUGUGCCUGCGUACAACCAGAUCAGAAAACACGUGUUUGUGAAAACUGUGAAGAGCUGGUCUGAUGCUCAGAGGUACUGUAGAGAGAAGCACACAGACCUGGCCACUGUGCGCAGCCAGGAAGAAGCAGAGCAGCUCUUAAAUAUUGCAGGAGCUUCUCUCGGGGAUUCCUGGAUCGGGCUGUAUCGUGAUGACACACAGAACUGGCAGUGGUCUAACAGCGAUGAUGUCAUCUACUCCAACUGGAGGGCAGACGUCUUCUGUGCUUCAGUCAAUUCAGACGGAAAGUGGACUGAUUUACCCUGCAACCUUCAGAAAGCCUUCAUGUGCUACAAAGCUUCCAGGAUGGUGGGCAUUGAAUUGUCUGCAUUUCCACUGCGCUCAUGGCAGCUCUGA